AUGUUUCAGUUUACCUUGAAACAUGUCAGAGGAAUCACCUUCUCACCAGAUGGCUUGUCGCGACGACGACCUGCACCUGGAGAUGAAGAGUAUCCCAAUGACGAAGAGGAAAUCUUCGACGAGCCACCACCAAAGAACAACGAGAAUUGGGACUACGACACAGAACAACCAUUAGACUUUGAAGAGUUCAAAAGGGACAUUGACACCAGAGGUGGCUACCUUAACUCUAUGGUCGGGUGUGCUGAGUCGGUCGACAACAUAUCCAAAGAGCUAGUCGAAGCUUGCGACUCUCGUCGCGCUGAGAAUCGGCGUGUCAAAGACGCAUAUGACGCUCAAGGGCUCGUCGUCCCAGUCUUCAUGUUGAACGAUGUGGCAAACGGAGAACCACUUUUGCCUGAUCUUGAACUGCGCGACAAUCCUGAGGAUCCCUAUAUUGAGGAUCACCGGACUGGCACAGGGAUCGAACAGGACAAUAAGUUGGUGAUGGCUAGGAAGUGGCUGAAAGACAAUUCUGUAAGGCCUGAAAUGACAGACAAACGGUUCAGAUCGUUUCUCAAAUUCUCGCGACAGUUUUUCCUCAAAGAUGGAAAAAUGUACAAGAGAUCGACCAAUGGGAUUCAUAGACUGGUCGUGGACAAGCGCCACAGGACUUAUAUGAUGAAGGCGUGUCACGACGCGCUGGGUCAUAAGGGUCUUUUCAGCACUAAGAGCCUGUUGGAAACUCGGUUUUGGUGGCCAGAAAUGGAAAGAGACGUCGACUGGUGGAUAAAGACUUGUCAUAGCUGCCAAGUCCGCCAGAAAACUCUCCUCCGCACUCCACCGACGCCGACGAUGACUCCAAGUGUAUUUCAGAAGAUACAUACAGAUGUCAUGAUUAUGGGAACGCCUUCCAACGGAUACAGAUAUGUCGUCGCAGCAAGGGAUUCUUUGACCCGCUACGUGGAAGCGCGACCGCUACAGGCUGACAACGCCAAGGCAAUCGCGCGUUUCUUGCUCGAAGACAUAGUGUGUCGUUGGGGGUGUCCUAAGUGGAUUGUAACCGAUAACGCAGGACAAUUUGUCGCGGCGUUGAACUGGUUACAGAAGAAAUAUGGUAUCAAGGGAAUAAGGAUAUCUCCUUACAAUUCCCAAGCUAAUGGCACUGUUGAAAGAGGUCAUUGGGACGUUCGGCAGUCACUGUACAAAGCUACAGGGGGAAACGCCUCCAAAUGGUUUUGGUUCUUCCCACAGGUCUUGUGGGCAGAUAGAAUUACAGUGCGUCGCGGGCUGGGUUGCUCACCGUACUUCGCAGUAUGUGGGGCCCACCCUACCAUCCCUCUGGAUAUAGUCGAAGCUACGUGGCUAGUCGAAUAUCCUGACCGGAUCGUCGACUCUGCGGAUCUCAUUGGUCUCAGGGCACGCGCUCUAGCGAAACACGCCGACCAUAUUGAAGAUAUGCGCAGCCGCGUCAGCGAGUCCAAACUAAAGAUGGUUCAACGCUACAAACUCGAGUACAAGCAUGUGAUCAAAGAUUACAAUUUUGUACCAGGGGACUUAGUGUUGGUCAGGAACACAGCUAUUGAAAAAUCACUGGACAACAAGAUGAAAGCGAGAUAUCUUGGGCCCAUGAUUGUAGUUCGAAAGACCAAAGGAGGUUCUUACUUGGUCUGUGAAAUGAACGGUGCGAUGUUCCAUGCGAAAGUCGCGGCGUUCCGAGUAAUACCCUAUUUGGCAAGACAGAAGUUGACACUCUCUGAAGAUAUAAAGAAGCUGAUAGAUAUUUCGCCUACUAAACUCGAUGAGUUGGUGGAGGAAAUAUCUGACGUCCGCGACUACCAGUUCGAAGGUGUGAAACUCAAGAACUCGGAUAGUGACGACGACGACGACCCUGUAGAGGAUCCAGCUUCUGUUGAGUGA
This is a messenger RNA of Mycena citricolor, 1896 nucleotides long. NCBI's taxonomy places the organism in Eukaryota, Fungi, Basidiomycota, Agaricomycetes, Agaricales, Mycenaceae. The record is from the annotation of a GenBank genome assembly.